Molecule: messenger RNA, 1728 nt
Organism: Ambispora leptoticha
Lineage: Eukaryota; Fungi; Glomeromycota; Glomeromycetes; Archaeosporales; Ambisporaceae
Source: the annotation of a GenBank genome assembly
AUGCCCCCAGAACAGACUGACCAAAGAACAUCAGAGCAAAACAACUCAUUGCAAGAUAUCAACUCUAACGCUAUCGAUCCAAGAGCGCCUACCUUUACUCAGGCUAGGCAGCAAGUUGAUGAACGGCGUCAAAAUAAUCAACAUGGCCAUCAAACACAGACCCAAAGAGUGGCCACAACCAUUAAACUAUUUCCAUUAGCUGAUUCGGUUAAUUUUGCGCAUAAAGAGCUUCGCUUUAGCCCCGGGAUGGAGAUGAAGGUUGGGCGGGUGAGCGGAAGUCGAAAUCAAAGAGAAUCAAAGCAAGAUAAUGGUGUAUUCUUGUGCGAUGUAAUGUCGAGAGAACAUGCCUUGUUACAGGAAAUAGAUGGAAAGAUUUGGAUUAAAGACAUGAAGAGUACGCAUGGCACUUUUAUAAAUAAUUUUCGCAUUGGCAAUGGAACAGCGCCAAGUGAAUUUUAUCCUUUGAAACAUAAGGAUAUAAUCACUUUUGGACAUAGCGUGCGACGUAAUCAAAAUCUAUAUAAACAUUUAUCGGCCUAUGUAUGGUACCCAUCCGAGAGUGGAGGUAUAGAUCCACCUUCUCCUGUGGUCGUAGAUCGUCGGGAGGCUAAUCCUCAAAGUGCACCAGUGAAUAAUACAACAAUCAAUGGAAUUGGUAAUGGCGUUGUUGGUAAUGGUGUUGUUAGCAAUAAUUAUACGGCCCGACAAAGAGAUAUUGUGGAGAAUGGCAACACAAACACGCGGUCUAUCCCACCGCAUUCAAAUGCAAGACCUGAUCAUAUUGAUCGAGCAAAUAAUCGUUUACAACCACCAAUUCAUCGUGACACACGAACGCACACUACUCCGCCACAAUCACAGCAACCACAAAAUCAUAAUCAAGAACCCAAAAUGGAAGCAAUCGAAAUAGAGUCAGACGCAGAAAAUGACAGCAUACGAGAACUGAAAAAAGAACAUGCCACAUCAUCAAUCUUACCUAACGAUAAUGAAAAAGCUGCAUCAGAUAUCGUGAAAAAUGAACGCAUAACAUCAAUUCCAUCAACAGAAAAUAUCGUAGUGAAAAAGGAGCAGGUCGCAUCAACGACACUAAAAGAUGUAAAUAAAUCUAAAGAUCAUUCUCACCAUGCCAAAACAAAAGAAUCGACUAUUCCAAAUUCCAAGGGACUUUCACUUCCGAAGUCAAAAUAUUCUGCAGAUAUUGAACAAGCAAAAGAUCCUUCUUCUAAUGAACAUACAAUAACAAAUCAUCAAAAUGAAGCUUCCAAAAUUCCAAUUCCCAUUGCAACUAAAUCAAAUGAACUCUCUGAUAAACGUAAUAGAGAUUCACAAUCGGUGGAAUUUGGGAAAAAUGAAAUUCAAAACGAUAAUAAUCAAGCAGAAAAUUUUGAACGAGAACAUGAUCAAUCAUCCGAUUCGAAACUAGACAUGGAGUUGGAUAAACUUGAAAGCGACGACGAAGGCAAGACAUCUGAAGGUAAAGAAGUAAGAUUAAUACCAUCCAGAAAACGUACACAUGAAGAAAUGGAAUACGAAGAAAUAGAAUUCGAAAUUGCUGAAUAUUCUCUAGAGCAUGUUAAUCUGCUACGAAGACAGUUAGCAGUAGCUGAAGCAAAUAUCGAACGAAAAAGGAAACGAGUUAGAUGGGAAGUGGCAAGCUCUGUUAUUGCAGGCAUGCUUUUUGGAGUUGUCUCAUUAGCGGGUGGUGCUGCUGUCGCAUUAUUUAAUAGUUAA